Messenger RNA from Acyrthosiphon pisum (pea aphid), 2861 nucleotides. Its product is annotated as SPRY domain-containing SOCS box protein 3. Gene Ontology annotation, cellular component: SCF ubiquitin ligase complex. Gene Ontology annotation, biological process: proteasome-mediated ubiquitin-dependent protein catabolic process. Gene Ontology annotation, molecular function: protein binding. Bases 267 to 989 code for a protein of 240 amino acids. The record is from RefSeq and is a predicted model, not a curated record. Lineage: Eukaryota; Metazoa; Arthropoda; Insecta; Hemiptera; Aphididae. The transcript is spliced from 5 exons.
AAAGGUAUACCACUAGCAUCACAUCAGCUAAUGACUGAUAUUUGAAUUCUAUAUUUUCUAUCAUUUUGAAUAUUCUUGUUUAUGAAGUGACCGAGAACUUAGAAGCAAAAGUGGUUAAUACUUUUAUUAUUACAGCCGAUUAACCAUGACAUCGUCUACAUCGUGCACAAUUAACGACAUAUUUACGAAAUAAAGACGUCUACGGAGUGUGUAUCGAUCGUGCAUCAAAUACCUAUUUCGAAUCGAAAACCAAAUCGCUCACGAAUAUGGCCCAAUCGAGUUAUAAGCUAUUGCAAGACCUCCAAAAUUCGACGAACUACGAGUGUUUGACUGCCGGUAACGACUUGGAAUGGGGAUGGGAUCCCUUGGAAUCAAACACUGAUGUGAAUAUAUCAGACGACACGUUAAAUGUAGUAAUUCAUCCAAACUCUAGCCGGGGUACCGGAGCGGUUCGUGGUGACAUGCCAUUUGUGCCGGGUCAUAUCUACUAUUGGGAGAUCAAAGUGGACGGUUCACCUACCGCCACUGACAUGAUAAUUGGUGUUGGCACAAAAGAUUUCGACUUGGAGAGCUCUAAAAACGAAUAUACUAGUCUAAUAGGAUCGGAUGAGAAAUCGUGGGGAUAUUCUUAUAAAGGUGUCAAACACCAUGGAGGAGAAAGUUUGAUGUAUGGUCAGAGAUGUGAUCGUGGUGAAGCAUUGAUAGGAGUUCGAUUGGAUAUGUGCAGAGGGACAUUGGAAUUUUUCCAUAAUAGAAUUCCGUUAGGUGUGGCUUUUGAAAAACUAAAUAAUACACAUCUCCUCUACCCGAUGGUAUGCUCCACUGCAUGCCGAACUCAUUUCACAAUAAAAUACUGUCGUUCAUUGCCAGUAAAUCUGCAACUUUAUUGUUUGCAAGCUUUUGACUCUAGUAAGAAUUCAUUAAUACCAUUUGGUAUUUUGAAAAUGGUAAUGGAUUCUUGGUGGAUUCCUAAAUCCUAUUCGUCAUAACACAACUUUAGAUUUCAUGAUUAUAUUUUAAUUUUAUUUCUAAGAUUACUUUAAAAUAUUAGCAACUCUUAGUAUUUAAGGAAUGUAUAUUAUUAAUCCGACGUUAGUCACGCCCGUGUAUAUAAUGUUAUUAGUCGCAUCACAGUCUUUUUGACUGCGUGUUAAUUUUCAAGAAUAUGUGAAAUGUUGUUUCAUUAAUUUGUAUUCAUUUUAUUAAGACAAAUCAAUAUUUUAUACAAUCACAACAAAAUUUAAUCUGUUAUAAAAAGUUACUCCCAUUACAUAAAAUGGAUAAUAUUUAGAAAAAUAGGAAUGUACGAGUUUUAUUUAAAUUUAUAGGUGAUAGGUAACCUAUAUUAUGAAUAAUAUCUCAUUUCUAUCUUAGUUUAAUCUAUAUAUAAGUAAUUAAAUAUAUUUUUAAUAACAUUCUUAAAAGUUAUAUUGAGUAUCAAUGAUUGAAAUAUAAAAUGUAUAAUAUGUUUUAUUAAAAAUAUAAAAAUGUGAGGUUGUUUUGACCUUAGCGCGACUAACGCCGGGUUAAAAAUGAAUAUAAUAUAGUGUCUUACAUAAUUUGCUUGCAUACAACUUAUUAUGAAUACAGUAUAUUUAUCAUUCUGUGCUAAUUAUUGAAUUAUUAACAAUUAUUACCUAAUUUAAAAAAAACAUAAUUCAUUUGCUCCAGUCUAGUGAUGAUAAUUUUUUUUUUUUUUUACUUUGAGAUAAAUUGUUUAAAUUGAAUUUGGCUUAAAAAUUAAGUAAAGACAAAAUUACAUUAAAAGUACAUAAUUUAUUUAGAAAAACACAAGUAAUCAAUUGAUGUAUUGUUAUACAUAAGUACAAUUAAUAAUAAUGAGUUACAAAUACAAUUUACUUUGGAACUAGUGUUGUAUCAUGCAUAUUAAAACUAUUAACUAGGUUAAGAAUAUAUGUAAUAUGUAAUAACUAAUAAGUGAUAGGAGAACUGAAAAAAUGUGGGUUCUUGAAAAAGUAAUUGAGUGUUCUAGCUUAAUAAAGUUAUGUGUAUUUAAUAAUGUAUGUUGGAAGGAAUUGAUGUAUUUGACAGUAGUUAAGCUUAAUCAUUGGGAAAUAUAAUAUAUAAGCCCAAAAUUAUUUAUUUGUUGCUCUAAAUACUAAUACUAUCAUAUAAAUCUACAUAAGUAAAAAUUAUAUAAUUUUCAAUUUGUCAAAGUCCAAUAUUUUAGAAUGAAGUAUAUUUUAACUCAAAGUAAACUUUAAUGAAAGUCUAUUUGCAUACCAAUAUACUUACCUAUAAAUUAAAAUAGUAAUUUAAGAACUGUUCUGUUCCACAAUUAUAUACAUUGUCUUGACUAAAGAUUUGUAAAAUAUUGUGUUAAAUUAAGCCAGUUUAAUAAAAAAUAUUUUCACAUUAAUAUACAAAUUCAAACUUAAAUGUACCAAUGUUUUUUUUUAUAAUGUUUAAUAUUAUCAACAGCUAGGUACAAUAAUCAUAGCAUUACCAUUGAUUAUAAAUACUAUAUAGUAUGUACGUCUUAAUGUAUCAAUUUUUUUAUGGCAUAAACUGCUUGCCAGUGGUUAUUUACAUUACAUUCAAUUGUUAUCAUAUAUUUAUAUUUGUAAAUUGCUUUCUUAGGUAGCAAUGUAUAUUAAAUUAGAUUGUGUAGUUCAGCUUCGUUGAAAGGUAAGGUUCGUGUAAUUUAUUAUAAUAAGUAAAAACUAUUCAUGUUCCGUUUUAGAAUUUUGUAUUUGUGAAAAGUAAUCGGAGUAGAUAUGAUUAGUUGUUUAACUAUCUGUAUGUUUCUAUAAUGUAUACAAUAUCUAAUCUUUGUGUUAUAUUAUGUAAUUAAUAUAUUUAAAAUAAAAUGUGUGUUUAUAAAUGCAGUAUACCUUUAA